GGCGUACAGAUGAGUAAAGUUUGAGAACAUCCAGUUUGACUUAAUUUAAUUAAAGAAUCUAUCGAAGUUUCAAAUUCUCGAUCUGUCCGUUUUGAUACUAAAUUACUGAUCAUUCAAAUUUCUCUCAAAAUUCGCAAAGAUAGAACGCAGUCAUGGCUCCUAGCUUGUUUAAUGGUUAGAUUAGUCAGUUUAUGAGCGGGCGGAGUUGGUCCUUGAACGGUGGGCCGAGUUGGUUAGUGGGCCGAGUUGACUGUCGGCGGAGCGUUGACAGACGGCCACCGAUGCCCCGCUGUCCAGAUAACAACAUAAUAAAUGUCUAGAUGACAACGUCAUUCUGCAGUUCAUGCAAAAUUAAACCGAUAAGUUUAAAUGAAAUUUACUUUUUCUCAUAGAUAGCGCUGAGUAAAGAAAGAUUUUGGUGAAACAUGGAUGUAAGGUUUUGUAACGUGUUUUGUUUCCAAACAAUGUAUCGUCAUCAUCAUCAUCACCAUCAUCAUUAUCGUCAUGACGAUCAUUGCACCAUCAUGAGAGUCAAGAUCGUUUCAUGAACACUAUAUCACACUUAUAUUACCAUGAUCACCAACACUUUAAACUUAUAACUAGUAUAUUGCGAAUGAACCAGAAACAUCAACUCUAUUCCUAGAACGGUUUGGAUGGUCGUAUUUUCCCAAUCAAUUUAACUGAUGAUCCAAACAAAACUGACUAUGACUGCAUUAUUUUCGUGAGUGAAAAUCUGGACUUUACAGACCCUCAACUACAGUUCUUGAAAGCACCACUCCAAGAAAGAAAGACGGUAAUCAAGAUUUAUCUUUAUUCACCAUAGUAGAACUGCUAGGAUUUGGGUUUUGUAGGUAUUAUAUUCACCCUUUGAAGGGCAUUACGCCCUGGUGCGCUCCGCCUUUUAUUAUUAUUUUAUUUAGUCGAACGCCAGACGAUUUUACUCUUCAUGGGAAAGUGCUGGAAUUCAAUGAGUUAAUAUUUGCGAAUAUUUAGGAAACGGCGUAUUAUUUUGUGAAAAUAUUAAAAUUAACAUACUUCUUGCAUUAUGUUUUUAUGGUAGAAUGAUUCUAACUUUGAGAAGGACAUUAGUUUCAUUGAUAUUGAUGGCAAUGUGCAACGCUUGGUAAGUACGGCUGCAUUAUUUCUUCAAAACUAGAACAGGAUGGGGGCAAGAAGGUUGAGCAGUCCUGCUCAUUGUGAUUGAUAUAAAAAAAAGACACGGUAAAAUGGUGAAAUUUCUUCAUCCUGUUCCCCAUUAACUGAUAAUGCACUUCAAUUUGGGGUACUCGAUUGAGUUAUAGUCCUUGACUAACCAAAAUUUUGAAAAAUGUUUUCAGACUACUUUGCUUUAAUAGGUGUACGUACCAAUAGGCCCAGUCAAUCGUGAUUACGAUGACGUCAGACGAUACUAUGAUGCCGCUUGCAAUGGAAUGAAGAGGUAAUAACACUUGGGGGCAUUUGUGGACUCAACUAGUUGAAAUCCUACAAACUUCAUUUUGUCAAGCUUUAUAUUUAUCUUUUAUUCACUAUAGGGCUAUCAAGGCUGGAUCAAAGAAACCGGUUUUGGCUUUCCCUUCUACAACUUCGUUUGAACAUACCUGGACAGUAUCGGCAUUCGGCGCCCUUCAUGCCUUGUACACAGUAUGUCUGAAAAUAAAUGAGUUUAUUUCGUUUAUUGGUCGAUUUAUGAAGCGUCACACAGCAUCAUAUUGUGAUCUGUAGUGGUUAACUACAAAAAUGCUAACACUGAAAAGAGCAAUCAAAAUUAAACGAUAUCUUACUACUAAAUACUAGACUACUACAUUUUUAUAUGUCAACUUUAAAAUUUCGAAUCUUAUCCUUUUUUUGGGGGGGGGGGGAAGGGGGGCUUAGCCCCUCUUUUAUUUUUGGGGGAGCUAUAGCCCCUAGUGUCCCCUUCCGCCGCCUAUUAUUGAAAUGAAUCGUAAUUUUCUCACUCUGAUAAGUAAGUAAGUAAGUAAGUUGGGGUGUGCUAAUCAUCCUUAUACUUGCAGCUGAGAGCGAACAUGAAUUGUGAAGGAUGCAGUUCAACCUGAUCGCGUCGAAGGCUUUCUAAGAGCCACUUUGUGGAACACGAUGGCGGAGCAUAGCCACAAUGGAAGGGGGUCAGUUAGGGGCUAAUCCCAACCCAACCUCUCAACAUUUCCUGUUGGGGGAAACCGAAGUACACGGAGAAAGCCCACAAUUUUCGUUGGAGCUUGUGCCCACGACGAGAAGCAAAUUCUCUGACGAUUGCCAUCGAUGACCGUCUGCUGCAAGAUGGUGCUUAUUGACACCUAUCCAAUAUACCUUACAGCAAUUGAGUGGUUAUUAGUUCUGCAGAUCAAAUACGAUUUUCAAUGAAUCUAUUUACAUGUAUUUUGAUGAUUUUUAUUUAGCCUAUUGAGGUGGCUGUUUCUGAUGCAACAAAAGCAUUGAAAGUUGAAUUCUUGGCAAUUUUCUAUUCGGGGACUGUCGAGGUAAUUUAAGCUGAUCACGAUAUAUAGACUAAAAAAUUACACACUGCAGUUUGAUAUAAAAAAGUUCGAUAUUUUGUUUCUAGAUCGGUGACAGACUCUUGGAAUAUGUGAAAGCAGUUGAAAUUGGCAGGUAUAUAACAACACAGAAAAUGAUUUCGGGGACUAGUCACAAAUAGAAAUCCAUUCUCAGAUUAACAUUGAUACAAGUCGCGCUUCUCCUUACAGAUGUACCUCUCUAAUACGGACACCUCUCUAUUUCGACCGCUUGCGAUAUCCCGACAUGCAUGAUGUUUUUUAAUAUAUCAUGUCGGAAUAUUGAAAAGCCCUUCAGUGUCCGUUUGUAUUUUCUAUCUCUAAAUACAAUAUAGUUUCCAAGUUUCAACUACUUUUGAAAGGGACACAUACAGAGCCUGGACUGGAGACUUUUAAUAUAAGGGUUGCAUUUUUGCGACAACCGAAACUGCUGCAAUAUAAAAAAUUUAUACGCACUAGUUAUUUAAUGUUGCAUGGUCUUUUCUUGUUGGAGUACCAAACAGAUCUAAGGUCUGCAUGUACACUCCCUCAAAAAACCAUAGUCCAUCUUUGAAUACAUGUUUGUCCUGUAGAAUGGUUUGUCGGGAUAUUGGUGCUUCUGAUCCUGAAUUCUCGUGUACCAGUGAAGUGGAAAAGUACGUGCUCAAGGUUUUGGGAAACGAUCCAACCAUCAAGGUACGUCAGAUGGAAACAUCUGUAAAGCAGUUCUGUCCGGAUUGCAUAUAAAGAUCAGGGGCACCAUAUAAAGACUGUUCACACCACUAUCGUAGUUUCAUUGAGAGCCAAACCGAGUGUUGACUUUCGUACAAACAUUUUUUUUAUACAUGCCAACAUUUUAUGCGUAUGCCAAAAUUUUCCUUGCCAUGUAUUGUUGCUCCUGCGCACGUAAUUUUGUUUUAGCAAACAAAAGGCAGCCUUGGCGUGGAAGUAUAUCUUGUACACUUGUCAAGUUUUCCUUGGCGGUUGUACACACAAAGGCAAAUUUUCCUUGUCCAAAGCUGCAGUGCUUCUUGGCAAGAAAAAAGUGUCAAUUUUUCCCCCGCAAUCAUGUACAUCCAUUUUCAAUCACGUACAUCCAGUUUCUCCGGUUAAACGAGAAUAAGGGUUGAUGAGAGUUGCCAGUCACAUAUUGUUACAGGGGACAUUUCAAGCUGUAGAUUAACAAAAUAAAGGUUUGACGAGUGUUCCAACUAUGUUUAAACUUAAAUAAAAUACAUGAUAGACUGAUAGUGUUGGGAAAGCAUUAUAGAACAGCUGACCAAGCUCGCCUGACUGCCAACUCUCAUCAGUCCUGGUUUAAUCUGGGCUUAACUCAACGUAUGUAGAAGACAGGGGUCUUCCUCUACUCUCUAGAUUUUUUCCUUCAAUUUUCCGUCAUAGCUGGCCUUUUCCAAGCUGACUAUCUCACUUUCUCUUACCCAUCUUGUUUAUUUAACUCUAUAUAGUUUAAUAUUUAGACUCUAGAGCUACAACUGUAGUUCCUUACAUCCUAUAGAUAACUGUAACGAAGGGCACUGACGUUCUUAAACAAAACUAUCCUUUACUGGCCGCCGUGGACCGUGCUGCUUCUGGUAUGUAAACUGCAAUUGUUAGGCAUUUUGUGACUCGAUAGAAUGUGUAGCAUGAUUUCCUAUUCAAAUGACGUUCCUCCUCGAGUACAUAAUGUCUAGUGGUUCCCUGAAUUUUUGGGCCCGGGACUGAAUGACACUUACACUCUUCAGACCUACUUUCUUUUCUCAAAUACUAGGGCACCGAUACAUCUACUGAUAGAUGUCGCCUCUGACAUGUGAUUGGAGUUAUUGCCAAUGAUGCAUGUGUGGUAGAUUUUUGUUCAUUAAACGUAUAAUAACGUAUACGCAAAAAUAUUUCUUUUCUUCAGUCACUGAACGUCACCAAGGGCGAGUUAUUAACUUUGACUACAUUCCACUGGAAAAAGCGGCAAUUCUGAAUACUGUGAUGUUAGUCGGAAAGGUACGAUGUAAAUAACAUCCGUAUCAAAUCCAUUGAAUUCAAAACAUGUCAUAGUAAAGUUACAUGCAUCUACUCCCGUUCUGUGGCAGACAAUACCGUAUAACUCAGUCCAAUGGUGCUUAAUGCAAUGUUUAAUGAUUCCCCAAGGGCGUGGCGUUCGAUACUGGUGGAGCUGAUAUAAAAACUGGUGGAAAUAUGCGUGGCAUGAACAGGUAGAAAGAUAGUUUUUAUCUCUAGUAGGGAUUUUGAUAUUGUUCUGCAUCAUGUUGGCUAUAUUAUUUGUAACAAAUCCUAUCAUGCAGUCUGCAUGCAUGAUAGGAUUUGUUGCGAAUAAUAUAGCCAUCAACCAAAGUAUAAUAGACCACUUUCAUAAUACAGAUGGUUUGAAUAAUUUUUAUUUUUUAUGUGCAUCUUUGUAAGCCUUUUUGGCCUCAUUUCUGUGCAUGAAAUUGAAUAGAAUUUUAGAAUCUAAACAAGACCAAGAAGGGUUUAUUGAGAUGCACAUGCAUGAGAAUAUUUAAACCAUUCUGUAUUAUGAAAGUGUCCAUAUAUAUAUAUGUUGGUAUUAAAGCAGAGUGUCCUUCAUUUCUUUUAGGGACAAGUCUGGUGCGGCUGCUGUUGCGGGAUUCUUUAAGGUUUGUUACAUACCCGGUUCUUUAUUGAUUUUAUUUUCUUGAGAUAAAGUUAUAGAUUUUGAUAGAUUCCUGCACAUACUUUACUAACCAUGGUAAAAUAAACAUUCUUCUAAGGUCUCUAAUUCAUGCUUGUUUCUAGAUUCUAUCCAUUCUUAGACCUGCGGGUAUUCGUGUUCGUGGAACAAUGGCAAUGGUCCGAAACGGCGUUGGACCCGGUAAGUUUCAGUGUGUUAUUUUGUGAAAUCAGUAAUAAUUCAUGAGAAAACAAACGAAAUCAUGAGCGUGAAGGAGUUUGUAUAUCUGAUUCAGAGUUAUAUAUGCUGAUUUACACAUUAAACUUUAAGUUCAAUUAUCUCACCAAAUAUCAUUCAUUUAUUUUAAAUUGUUGAAGAAUACGACUCUGUUCUCGUCAAGACGUUUCACAAGCCAUUGGUCGAUUUGAUAAAUUUUCUCCUAAAAAGGAGACCGUAAUGGUGAAUGUCUUUUUCUAGAAAUGUACGUUCCGGAUGAGAUUAUCAAAGCUGCCUCUGGUGUAAGAAUCCGAGUGAACAACACGGAUGCCGAGGGAAGAUUUGCGAUGGGUGACUGUCUUUAUCACAUGAAAGAAGAAGUAAGGAAUAUAGUGAUUUCAAAAACAAAAAUGUGUGUUGUAGGACUCAGUAACUAUCUUACUUUUUAUAAUAUAGGCCAUUGGACAACCUAACCCUCACAUUUACACUUUUGCUACUCUUACUGGCCACUGCAUCAGAACCUAUGGUCCUCAUUAUUCUGUAAGUCGAAUAUAAUUUUGAUGGUGUUCAAAUCUUUGUUAGGGAGAAUGGCCUACCGGCUGCCUGGAACCGAGCCUAAUCUUUGUCAUUCUGACAGCUAAGAGCCUUGAACUAGUAGAAUUGUCUUCUUUUCCAGGAAGAGGUUAUUUCGCUGGCCUCGGAGUGACAAAGCAACGGUUUUACAAACCCUAUUCCAAAUACUAACUCUAACCUUAACCUAACCCUACUCCAAGUUUGUUUCUAAACCAAUCUUAAAAAAGAACUUUUGACGAAAUGUCAUUCUGAGUUCAGCUAACUAACCUUUCGCUCUUUUCCAGGGCAAUAGGCCGAGAGACCCUGGGAACGAAGGUAGUUUCCUGUCAUUAAUAUUUUAAUUUGUUUGAUUGGUAAUAGUGUAUUUAACUUAUGUUUCUAGGGUAUCAUGGAAAAUGGACCUGCCAAGAAGCUGAAUAUUUGUCAGUUUUUUCAAGCAGGUGGGUUUACUAUGCUAACCACUGUCUCAUGAUAACGUUUCUGGAACCGGUGAGAAAAUUAAGAUUGAAAAGUGGCGCACCCUUGACCUAUUCUUCAGUUUUGCUAAUUUCCUAUAUUGAGAAAUUGUGCAAAGUUAGAAAAUCGAUUACUACUUGUAGUCAUAUUGUAACACGUUCUUUUUUUAGCUGGAGAUUCAACUGCUGAGCCUUGUGAAAUUUCCACAUUGCGUCGUGAGGUAAACUAAACAAUAUUUACAGUAUUCACAUUAAUCUAGGAUCGUGUUCGUUAUGAUAUAUGAUAGAUCGUAUUCGUUAUGAUAUAUUCAUUUCAUCAAAACGUUUCGCUGUCUUAGUAUUGCGUGUUUUCCGUUGUAAACGUCUAUUUUGAUUAUUUUUAAGAUUUUGUUCUACAGUAUACUGCUUGGUAUUAUUAAAAGUCCGGUGUAUUACAACAUUUAGAAAUUAUGCACGUGCAGUUUUAGCGGCUACUGCAAAAUCAAUUUGACGUGGCGAAGUACAAAGUACGGCAAUAUUUUUUCACACAGGACUUUGAUGCAAGUGUAUCUAAAACCGAAUACGACGAUUUCUACCAAUCAAACAAAGUGAGCGGAGAUCGAGGACACCAGUAUGCUGCUGUGUUCUUGCAACGUGCUUCUGGUUUGGACAAGGUAAUUUGUAAUCUCUCACUUAGAUCCUUUUAUUUCAAGGUAUCUUGAUAUCCUAUUUCAGUGAAAUUAUCCAUUAUAUAUUCUUCCAUUCUUAUGGUGUAAUUUUUUCCAUACUACACGACGUGGAAUCUAUAGUCAGAUUAACCAGGGCGCUGGAUUAACGUAGGAUGAUGAGAAUCAUGCAUGGUAUAUGGUGUCUGGUUAUUUUCACGUUAUAGGACAACAUCUUAGCUUUAGGUCUAGCCCGCGUCCACGUUCUAACCCUUGGGGCCUCAUUCUAACCAAAAUCUCAAAAAUUCGACCACCACUCUGCACCAACCUACGUUUUAGAUUCUGAGAUUACAUGAAUGUAGUAACGGACUAUUCAUUUCAAUAAUCUCCACUCUUCAGCAAUCGAGCUUUACCCACAAAUUAUUUUUUUUUGUGGUUCUUCAUAGAUUGUGGUUCUUCAUAGAUUGAGGUAGGUUAAACCACAUUCAUGAAUAACUAUAACCUAACUCGUGUUUAUCAUUCGCAGCAUGGCUUGGACUCUGCCACGCAGUUACCAUAUGUGCACAUUGAUAUUGCUGGUUCCAUUGGCCUCUACCCAGAUAUGCCUACUGCUGUACCACUCCUUGGCUUGUCUGCUUUGUAUCUCAGAGAUCGUGUCAUUGGCAAACAAAGAGAACACCACAAGAACAUCAAUGUCAAAAGAAUAAAUAAAAAAUAAUUGAAGUAAUCAUGAACUAAUUUGAACUCCCUACGCUAGUUAACACUGUCAAAUUUCUCUUGGUUUUGAGUUUGAUGGGGGAAACUAGUGAUAUCGAAAAUCUUAGUAUGUAACGUCUAUGUGAUUGUAUUGAUUGUCAAGUAAAUGAAAGUUGCAAUUUUGAUUUUAUUCUUCUAUGACUGUGUAACUUUUUAAAAAGUUAGUACUUAUUAGUUACGUACUUGCAUUUUCAUCUGUGCAAAUAAUAUUAUUGCACUGAUGAAGAUCCAGGCAUAUUUUAAGAAGUAUGAUGUACAAGCAGUUUACAACUACAUCUUAUUUAAACAACCGCGGUCUAGACGCACACGUUAACCAACCGCGGUUUGACGCACGCUGCAUGUUAAUUAACCAACCGCGGUUUGACGCACAAUGCACGUUAACCAACCGUGGUUUGACGCAAAAUGCAUGUUAACCAACUGCGGUUUAGAGGCACAAUAUACGUUAACCAACCGCGGUUUAGACGCACAAUGCACGUUAACCAACCGCGGUUUGACGCACGCUAUACAUGUUAAGCAACCGCGGUCUAGACGUACACUGCACGUUAACCAACCGCGGCCAGCCUUUGCAAACUUUGCAGUAGUUGUCAAUCCUCUUCAUUGCUACUGAUCAACACAUCUUGAUGGCAUAGCGGACACGAGGACUGUAUAUAUAGCCAUUUUCGCAGACAAUUCGAGUGAAAGUAAUGUCCACAUUGUGUGAUCUUUGCGCUCGACAUGGAGUCGAAACAAAUCGCGCAGAGGUCUUGCAGAUCUUUAAGCUGGUCUUGAGUGGCGUCAGCAAGACGGUUUAGUUUUGUUACAGCUGUACGUCGGCUUAGGAAGACCUUCCAACCGUUUCUGGCCGUCAGCCAUACGUUGUAAUAGGUAUGAAUCACUAUUACCACAAGACC
This is a messenger RNA of Paramuricea clavata, 8664 nucleotides long. The record is from the annotation of a GenBank genome assembly. NCBI's taxonomy places the organism in Eukaryota, Metazoa, Cnidaria, Anthozoa, Malacalcyonacea, Plexauridae.